UUUCGUCAAAGGUUCGUGCGUCGCUGUUGCGAUCGGCGUCGUCGUCGUCGUCGUCGUUUUCGUCACUGUCGGUGUGAUCGUCGUACGAAAAGGGGGUCCUACAAUCGUUGAUCCGCGAACUGUUCGGGGGCAUUUAGGCCAGCUAUAAACCGAUACCAGAACGUUUUACCGCUCAGUCAUCUUUCCAACAGCCGAAGUGAACUGAUCUCUCCUGGACUUAGGACCAGAAGACAUCAGCGAUAUUGAUAGUGGUUUUUGGUGCCAAGUAAAACCUAAAGUGUGCCGUCUGUCGACGAGCUAAAGUGACCUGUUCGGAACCUACGGGAUUUCGUUUAUUAUUGGAUUACAAAAGUGCAUUUUGGUGUAAUUUUUAAGAAUGUCCGUACUGAGAACACUGGCGCUCCUGGUCAUCGGUGCCACCGUGAUACUGGCACAGCGACGGCUAGCCCUGCCCGAUCCUAGAAGCUGUGCCAAUCGCGUACGACACGCAACGUACCGAGAUGCCCGGGGUGUAGCGCAUUCCUACUUCUUCAGCUGGGAGCACAACCCGACCCGCAACCUGGAAGUGGAUUGGCUCGACGCUCGUAAUAUCUGUCGCCGGCACUGUAUGGACGCCGUCUCGAUGGAGACGCCCCAGGAGAACGAAUUCAUCAAGCAGCGUAUCGCUCGCGGAAACGUGCGCUAUAUCUGGACUUCCGGUCGCAAGUGCAACUUCGCCGGAUGUGAUCGUCCCGAUCUGCAGCCACCGAACGAGAACGGAUGGUUCUGGUCUGGAUCGGGAGUCAAGAUCGGACCAACGACCCAGCGCAACACCGGAGACUGGAGCUAUACCGGAGGAUACGGUCAGCAGCAGCCGGACAACCGCGAAGCUGCUCAGGGUAAUGAUGAAUCCUGCCUGUCGAUCUUGAACAAUUUCUAUAACGAUGGCUUGAAAUGGCACGACGUCGCCUGUCAUCAUUUGAAGCCAUUCGUGUGUGAAGACUCGGACGAGCUACUCAACUUCGUCCGCUCUCGAAAUCCAGGAGUUCGUCUGUAAAAAGCAUCGUUUCAAAAAGGGACAUCUUGUAUGCGGUCUACAACUGAACUUUAGUCCAAAACAUUCAGAGAACCCAGUGUCCAAAAAUGAAACCCAGUCCUGCAUAUAAACGUUAUCAGAUCUGAAGCUGCCAACAUUUCGAAUAUUUAAAUUGAAGCGCUUCUCUUUCAAUUGUUCAGGAUUCUACUCAAAAUUAUAAAAUUGCAAAUAAUCCAUUUCACACAAACAAGUCAUUGAAAGGGCCUAGACCAAUCAAAGUAAGCAAUCUUCCAAAAACUCCUACAGUCAUAGUUGAUGCAAUACAAUUGUGGUGACAGAUUCAGAUUUGGCAGCGUCGAACCCAUCCAUAAAGAAGAGAACGUAUUAAAGAAAGCUGACAAAAAAGCGACAGGAGCUACACACCAUAUGUUAAUACUAAUCGUGUUUUUAUUAUUUAUUGUAUUGUAAUUAUGUUUUAAUGUAAAAGAAAAACUCAACUCAACAGUUAUGCGAAUUUUCUCUGUACAAAAAUGUUAAAAGAGAAGGAAGAAAAAAUGGUUUAGAUGAAACAGUGAUGCUAGAGCAGAAAUUGUGACAGCAGCAGGUAGAAACUGUGCACAUUUACUGUUCCAGUGUUAGUGAUUCGAUAGUUUGUACAUUUGUAAGUUUUUGUUUUCUGUGUUGGAAAAUAAAUAGUACUAAACAGUGAA
Malaya genurostris is the source of this 1725-nucleotide messenger RNA. Its product is annotated as L-selectin. The record is from RefSeq and is a predicted model, not a curated record. The coding region runs from base 377 to 1036 and encodes 219 amino acids. Lineage: Eukaryota; Metazoa; Arthropoda; Insecta; Diptera; Culicidae. The transcript has 4 exons.